Phodopus roborovskii (desert hamster) is the source of this 4103-nucleotide messenger RNA. RefSeq names its product transducin beta like 2 (gene Tbl2). Gene Ontology annotation, biological process: endoplasmic reticulum unfolded protein response. Lineage: Eukaryota; Metazoa; Chordata; Mammalia; Rodentia; Cricetidae. The transcript is spliced from 7 exons. Gene Ontology annotation, molecular function: protein binding. Gene Ontology annotation, cellular component: endoplasmic reticulum. The record is from RefSeq and is a predicted model, not a curated record. The coding region runs from base 124 to 1455 and encodes 443 amino acids.
CAAAGAGCUCAACACCGGCCGGUCCCGCCCCUCGAGGCGCGCCAACUGUCCUCCCCCGCCCCUCGUGCGCCGAGACGUGAGGACGCCGGCGUCGUAGGCUGAGGUGGCAGCAGUCCUACAGACAUGGAGCUGCCGCAGAUGCCGGAGCUCGUGGGGCUGUCCCUGCUGGUGGGGCUGCUGGCCCUAGUGGCCACGGCGGCGGUGGCCCGAGGCUGGCUGCGGGCCGAGGAGGACAAAAUUAGCCAGCCCGUGUGCCAAAAAGUAAAUGAAGCCAAAAACUCAGGAUCCAAGAAGCAGAAACAGAAUCAGCGGAUUCGCAAGGAGAAGCCUCAGCAACACAGCUUCAGCCACCGCCUUCUGGCUGCAGCAUUAAAGAGCCAUAGUGGGAAUAUAUCCUGCAUGGACUUCAGUAGCAAUGGCAAGUAUCUGGCCACCUGUGCUGAUGACCGAACUGUCCGAAUCUGGAGCACCAAAGAUUUCCUUCAGCGGGAACACCGCAGUAUGAGAGCCAAUGUGGAGCUGGACCAUGCCACCUUGGUGCGCUUCAGUCCUGACUGCAGAGCCUUCAUUGUUUGGCUGGCCAAUGGUGACACCCUCCGUGUCUUUAAGAUGGCCAAGCGAGAAGAUGGGGGCUUUACUUUCACAGCCACCCCGCAGGACUUUCCUAAAAAGCACAAGGCGUCCAUCAUCAACAUUGGCAUUGCUGACACAGGGAAGUUUAUCAUGACAGCCUCCAGUGACACAACUAUUCUUAUCUGGAAUCUGAAAGGUCAGGUGCUGUCCACAAUCAACACCAACCAGAUGAAUAACACUUACGCUGUUAUCUCCCCAUGUAGCAGGUUUGUGGGUUCGUGUGGCUUCACCCCAGAUGUGAAGGUCUGGGAGGUCUGCUUCGGGAAGAAAGGGGAAUUCCAGGAGGUGCAGCGAGCCUUUGAGCUGAAGGGCCACUCUGCCUCUGUCCACUCUUUCGCCUUCUCCAAUGACUCUCGGAGGAUGGCCUCUGUCUCCAAGGAUGGCACAUGGAAGCUGUGGGACACAGAUGUGGAAUACAAGAAGCAACAGGACCCCUACUUGCUAAGGACAGGCCGCUUUGAAGAGGCAAGCAGCAUGCCUUGCCGCCUGGCCCUCUCCCCUGACACCCAUGUCCUGGCCUUGGCCACUGGCACCAGUAUUCAUCUCUUCAACACGAGGCGUGGGGAGAAGGAGGAAUGCUUCGAGUGUGUCCAUGGGGAGUGUAUUGCUGACUUGACUUUUGAUACCACUGGCCGCUUCCUGGCCUCCUGUGGGGACCGUGCAGUGCGGCUCUUCCACAACACUCCUGGCCACCGGGCUGUGGUAGAGGAGAUGCAGGGCCUCCUGAAGCGGGCAUCCAGCGAGAGCACCCGCCAGAGGUUGCAGCAACAGCUGGCCCAGGCCCAGGAGGCCCUAAAGAACCUGGGUGCCCUAAAGAAAUGACUCUGGCUCUGGAUGGGUCUGGCUCCCUGCCCCAGUGGUUGCUAUUCUUCUUCCCAGGUGCCUCUGGGUGUGGAGACCUGGAGGAACUUCCCAGUAUUCUUCCUGGUGGGGCCCCCACUUUUUCCCAUUGAAACUGUUCUUGCAUACUUAGAUCUCUCUCUCUCUCUCUUCUUGUUUGACUCCUCCCAAACUGAAAGGUGCUAUUUUCUCAUGGGCCCAAGGGUGGACUCUGUCUUCACCCAACACUGAGAAGAGGGGUAGAGAGAAGAGAGAGAGAUCAAAGCCUUUGACUGUGGCAAAAGACUCUGACACCCAAAGAAGUUUGUGAGUGUUGAGGUAAAACCUGAGGAAUACCAGAGAACAAGGUGGCUGUUUUAUAAGGAGGUAGAAUGUGUUUUAUAAUGCUAUAAGGUGAAUCUCCACCUGGACCAGGCUCCUGUUACCAGCAAGAAAUAAUUAAGGUACUGUUCUAUAAUCUCAGCACACUACAGGCAAAGACAGGAAGAAGGAUCAAGGGUUCAAGUCCAGCUUGGACUACAUAGUGAAUUCCAGGACCUCCUGGGCUCCAUAUGGAGAGAUCUUGAUUAGAGAUUUUUUUUGCUCUGGGCUUCAGUUUUCUUAUUUGUAAAAUGGGGAACGAUGCUCUCUGUAGCCUUCUUGAAAAGAUGUUCUGAGGCUAAGAGCAUUCCAAAGUUCCCGUGCGUGGAAUAUAACAGUGCUGUUGAAGGUUCUUAACUAUCAGGUAAACUUGGGAUCAAACUGUGGUCUGCAACCAAUGGGAAAAAACCACAGCCCUCGGGAAGCCCAAGUUUCUUGGGCCUUGGCUUGCUCAUUCAUCUUGGUUGCAUAUGGUGAUUUGGUUCACGUGCCUUGAGAAGUAAUGCCAUCUUAACAGGGCACUCCUCACUAUUGGAGACCUCUUGGAUUCAUGACUUCAGUGCUUGCUUCAUGAAACUAGCUAGUGAUGCCGGCUAACACAUUUAGACAAGACUGGGUCUGCUGUCACAGUAAAAAUUGGUGGGAAGGACCUAGAAGCUGAUGUCUGAAGUGCUUUUUCUUCAUUCACAGCUACAGGGGAUGUAGACAUGGGGCUGCACAGUAAUGAAUUUAAGACAAUAAUGGGGAUGAAGUAGAUUACAUCCAAUGAGAUUGGAUCUCAGACAUAUACAUUUGAAGACUACUUGGAUUCAAGGGGUGAGGAAGAUGUCAGGAACCUAGGAAUGCGUGAAUCUAGCAAAAAGUAUCCAUCACAGUUAAUUUUGAUCUCUUGCUUAUAAGUAGGGCUUCUUCCAGCGUCCUCAAUGCUACAGAAUGUAGAAAAGGCACAACCCUGAAGUUGACCUUGAUGGCUCCCUUGUCGUCCCCCUCCCACCACCACUACUGCACCCAGAUGACCUGCAGCAUCUGCUGUCUCUCCGUAUGUUCUGUUAACCAUCCUGGUCUUAGCCAUUGUCACAUACUGUAUGUAUAGUAACUUCUGUUUCCAACUUCAUUACUUCAAGUCACUUUUCUACAUAGUUUAGCCAGCUUUUGAAAAACAUAAAACAGAUCAUGCUAUUCCCCAAUUAGAAACCCUAGAAAGGCUUCCCUCUGCUCUUAGAUUAAAACCCUGAACUGUCUUUUUGGCCUGCAUAGUAUAGUGAUAUUUAACCCCUCCUGGGGUCUUUCUUUGCGAUGGUCCAGCCCACCACAUUCUUGCUGUUUCUUUGCUGACCCAAGCAGUUCACAGGCCCCAGUAUGGGCUGGUCCCUCUUGUUUGCUGCAAGCAUUUUUCCUUUCUGUUGGCAGACUUGUCAAUGUGAUUCAGUCCAAACAGUUGCCUCUUCAAACACUCCAUCCGAAGUAGCCCUUUCCACCAAUCCUGCCCUGCCAGUUGCGUUGGUGCUUUUCUUUCUUUUGUAUGACUUGGUAGUCUCUGAAAUGAUCUUGUUUGGCUGUGUAUUUUGCUCCAGUGCCAGUGACAGGGGCAGUUAUGUGUGUAGCAAAAGUGGGAAGUAGGCAGAUCACCUAGUUGUGAAGUGGGAGGAAAUGGUAGAGACUGCAGUGGGCUGGAGGGCCUGUGUCCUGGAUGCAUAAAGGUUGAUAGCUGCUAUGUAUUGUUUAAGAAUUUUCUCAGAGUUGCCAGUUUCAGAGAAAUUAAAUGUCGGUACCUUACCUUGAAAUGAGGCACCAUUGUGAACUGCAUCAAACACUGAUGUAAGAUACAGCUCAUCAGACUCAUUGGCACUUAAGGAUUGUUCCUUGCUUUUCAUUUUGCAGUCCUGGGGGUGCAAUCCUGAGCCUCCUGCAGGGUAGAUAGUUGCUCACCUGCUGAGCCAUGCCCCAGCCCUUGCUAGGAGAUGCUAGACAGUGGGACAGUGGCUCUCCUGCUCAGCUGCUGCCUCUCCUUCCCUGGGAGAUUCUCAGCAAAGGUUCUCCUGCUCAGCCAUAGCUGCAGCCCCUUACUGGGCAAAUGCUCUGCCACUAAACCUCCAGCACUAGUUUGUGAAUUGCUGAAGAAUGCAUUGGAACAUGAGCUUCACAAAGGCAGAAUCCUUGUUUGUCUACCUUGUUCUGGGUCCCAAGUCAAGUAGCUGGGGGGACAGAGUAAGCUCUCAAUAAAUAGAACUCACACUAGAAGUAAUUGACCAAAAAAAAAAAAAAGAAAA